GAUAUUAAGGGCGUUCCUAAUAUGCGAGCGACCGGUUGGAUUUCAAUGCGUGAAUACAUUUGAGAAAACGGAAGGCGUCCCCCUCGCGUUCUUCGCUCUUGUCAGCCUUAAACGAAGAGAAUUUCAACUCUAUUCCGGAUUUCGUCGACCAUGUGGUUGGCGGUUCUGUGCGGUUUAGUCAUCUACAAAUUGUUCAAAUGCUUCUUCUAUGACGAUGACACCAUGGACCUUGAAUACUCUGAUACCAAUGCUCUUUUCUCGGUUGCUGAUAGACUUAAAAAGCUUUAUGGAGGAAAUGUGUAUGUGGGGCUAAGAAUUCCGGAUGCUGAUACUGGCUCCCGACAGAGCAUAGAUAUAGUUCUGGUGACAAAAGGAGAGCUAGUAGUGGUUUCUGUCAAGAACUUUUCAGGACUUGUGUCAGUGAGCACUGGUGGUAAUUGGGUAUGUGAAAGUCCAGGAAGACAUAGAGCAAAGCAUCACCCUGAUCCUGCUGUUGAAGCCAGAAAGCAAGCGUCUGUUCUUGAAUCAUAUCUUGGACAAAGAGGAGUUGCUCUUCCUGAAGGAUACAUAACUUGUAAAGUUAUACUCCCAAAUCCUAAACUAUGUAUGUUCUCAGAAAGCAGUUUUCCGUCUGAAGUUAUUACUUAUGAACAAUGGGUACAACUAAAGCCGGCAUCAAAGAGUAUGUUAUCUAGCUGGAUGAAGAGUGCCUUUCGUGCUGAGAAGAAAGAGAUGCAAGAAUCUGUGCAUCAGAAUCUUGACUUUAUCCUUAGCACGGCUCCAAUUUGGGAUAGGUUAGAACUGAAAGGAAAUAAAUAUAUACUGGGGGAGUUCCUAGAAUUUAAGGGCAAGCAAGAAGAUGUCCAAGCUUUGAGGAAUAUCAGAAGAUCGAAAGUUUCGCGUAUGGCAAUCCAACGAACAAGCAUGUUUGGACUAGCGCCUUCGAGGCUCCAAGUUUUGUUUGCUGAGCGUGACUAUAGAAGUGAAGGAGGAUCAGCGUUAGAAUGGAAAGAAGUAAAUGUAAGAUCAAGUACUGAGGUCUUAUUUCAGCCUGAAAGUUCUUCAAAAAUCCGCAAAAUUAAGCUUGCUUCUAUUAUAUCUCUCACUCUUAGCGCUUGAAAUGGCCCAAACACCAUCGUCUAAAGAUGAAGUUAAGAAUCUGUGAAGUUGAAUGCAACAUAUGGAUGCCAUAUAUAGUUUUAAGUGUUUUGAAUUAAACUUGACCAACUCCACUUUCAAAGGAUCCAUUCUCCCCAAAUUAUCUGUGUCUGUAUCCAGCUUUAAGGAUGCAACUAGUGGUUAUUGCAUGUUAUGGUCUGUAUUUGUUUCAAGUAUAGUGAUAAUGAGAGGAAUUGUUAAAAGGAAUGAAGCAUUAUGUUAACAGAUUGUGCAACAAUUCAUCGAUACAUUUCUGCCUCGUCUUUUCCUA
Molecule: messenger RNA, 1429 nt
Organism: Neltuma alba
Lineage: Eukaryota; Viridiplantae; Streptophyta; Magnoliopsida; Fabales; Fabaceae
Exons: 7
Coding region: 151-1119 (322 amino acids)
Source: RefSeq, a predicted model, not a curated record